This is a messenger RNA of Cordyceps militaris CM01, 1821 nucleotides long. RefSeq lists its product as uncharacterized. NCBI's taxonomy places the organism in Eukaryota, Fungi, Ascomycota, Sordariomycetes, Hypocreales, Cordycipitaceae. The transcript has 2 exons. The record is from RefSeq and is a predicted model, not a curated record. The coding region runs from base 1 to 1821 and encodes 606 amino acids.
AUGGAAACGGAACCGGCGACCAUGGAAACAGACCCAGCAACCGUGGAAACAGAACCGGCGACCAUGAUCCUCACCGAUCGUCCCGCAAUUACCUAUGAAUCAGCCGUCGCCAAGGAAGAGGACAUGAUUGUCAAAUGCCAAGACUACCCAGAGACCAACAGCCUGUACAUGAAGCUCUGGGACCAGAGCGACGCCAUCUCGGCGCUGACGCUGCACCAUCUGGGCCUCAGCGGCCAGCACACCUGCAGCGUGUCGCACCCCAGCCAGUGGCUGCGCGGCGCGUUCAACGUGUGCAUCCCCGUGCAGGUGCAGCAGAGGCACGGCGCGCUGGACCUGCUGCUCCGCUGCCCGAUGCCGCACAAGGUGGCCGAGAAGCGGCUUCCGGGCACGCCCGAGGAGAAGCUGGCCACAGAGGUGGCAACGUACGCCUGGAUGCAGGACAACGUGCCGCACAUUCGCAUCCCGCAUCUGUAUGGCCUGGGCUUUCGCGGCGGCGAGCAGUUUACACAUUCUAGGCAGCGAUCCCUUGUUCGCCGCGUCAUUCAUGGGCUGCGCCGCUUCGCAAACCGUCUGCUGGGGCGGCCGGCGCUGUCCAAUUACACACUUCACACGAGUGCGGCCGCGCUCGGCUUCGACAGCUCGUACAUGCUUUUGGAGUACGUGAGAGAAGAGCAGGGCACCAUGCUUGUUGCAACAUGGAUGGAGCACAAGGGGGACCCCAAGCACCGCAAGACCCUCUUCCGCAAUCUGUCCAAGAUCAUGCUCUCGCUUGCCUCGAUCCCGCAGCCCCGUAUUGGCUCUUUUCGGUUCAACAGGGACGGCACCAUUGCGCUUGCCAGCCGCCCCGUCACCGCCUCGAUGAUGGUGCUCGAGAAUGGCACGGCCCCGCGGACCAUGGCGCCGGACACGACAUUCCGCACGGCCCAGUCGUACGCUGCGGCGAUGCUCGACUUUCACGACGACAAGUUCCUGGCGCAGCCAAACGCCGUGUUCGACGAGGCGGAUUGCCUCCUCCAGAUGGCCGUGCACACCAGCUUCCGCUUGCAUGCGUACCGCUUCAUCGGCCAGGACUACAACCACGGCCCGUUUGUGCUGCAGCUCACCGACUUGAACGCGGGCAACAUCUUUGUCGAUGCCGACUGGAACAUUACCUGCCUGGUCGAUCUCGAGUGGACCUGCAGCCUGCCGGUGGAGAUGCUUUCUCUUCCGCACUGGCUCACAGAGGCGUCGAUUGAUCAAAUCUGCGACAAGGGAUAUCACGCGUACAACGAAAUCCGCCUAGAGUUCAUGGCGGUCCUGGCCGAGGUCGAGCGGGAGCUGGGCAACAAGCACAGCGUCGCGCUCUCCCACGUGAUGGAGCGGGCGUGGCAGUCUGAUGCGUUUUGGUUCUGGAGCGCGCUCAACUCCAUCAAUGCCAUGUAUCGACUCGCGAUGGAUCGCCUGUCCCCGCAGCUCGCGGAUGACAAGACCCAGGAAGCCAUGGCACUGUUCUGGCCGACAGAAGCUCGUGAUGAGGUGGUGAAGCGCAAGCUGAAAGAUAAGGAGAGAUAUGAUGACGAGCUGAGAUGCUUGUUUGAGAAAUACAAUCCAGGCAAAGUUGUCAAGGUACACGAACAGAGCGAUACAAAGGACGACAAGGCUGAUCUGGAUGAGACCAAGGUCGACAAAGGAGAAGAAGACGCCACGAUUGACGAGUCAGAGCCCGCCACCGACGGCAAUGGUCAAGAAGGCAACAGCUCAGAGUCCACCGUGGACGGAAGUACUCAAGAAAAGGACGAGUCUGGAAAUGAGGAACCAAAGUGCGGCGUGGACAGUGUCUGA